Messenger RNA from Prunus dulcis (almond), 2012 nucleotides. RefSeq names its product glycosyltransferase BC10-like. Gene Ontology annotation, cellular component: membrane. Gene Ontology annotation, molecular function: glycosyltransferase activity. Bases 338 to 1570 code for a protein of 410 amino acids. The record is from RefSeq and is a predicted model, not a curated record. The transcript has 11 exons. NCBI's taxonomy places the organism in Eukaryota, Viridiplantae, Streptophyta, Magnoliopsida, Rosales, Rosaceae.
CCAAAAACCAUCCAAUUGCUCAAUUGUCCAGAACCAGAUAUUCAUACGUACUCAUUGCCAUAUACAAUGCCUCUCAUCAUUUUGCAUCCCCUCAUACUUCUCCACAUACCCGCUGAACCCGCUUCCCCUCUGUUCUUCAUUGUCUCAGUGAUCACCUGCAUUUGAAGUUUCUUCGCGAACCUAGGUUUUUAUUUCUCUCACCCUCUUCAUUAUUCGGCCUUUUUUGUUCACCAGUGCCAUUUAUUGAUUGCAACGUUAUAAUGAAGUUUCAGCUUCCAUAGUUCAAAUUGAACACAACUUGGCAACAACGCAGCAAAGAAUGCGAAAGUUGGUCUGAAUGAGAGGUUCUGUGUUGCCUUCGGUCCAGAUGAAAAAAUCCUUUGCAUGGCGGCCGCAAUUGAUGAAGGAUAUUAUGAUCAUGUCUAAGUCAAGGCCUCGUCCACCAUUGAAAAGACCAACAUGGAUUAUUGCAUUGAUUUCGUUCGUCUGUGUUUUUUUUACUGUAGCCUAUUUCUACCCACCGAGAAGCUCUGCCACCUGCUAUCUCUUUUCUUCUAGUGGUUGUACUGUGUUUGGAAAGGAUCCACCUGGUCCUGCAAGGGAAUUGACUGAUGAUGAGACUGCAUCUGAUGUUGUAGUUAAGGAAAUUCUCAAGACACCUCCUCUUCAAUCAAAGAACCCCAAAAUUGCUUUCAUGUUUUUAACUCCUGGUACAUUACCUUUUGAGGAGUUGUGGGAAAAUUUCUUUCAAGGCCAUGAGGACAAAUUCACUGUUUAUGUACAUGCUUCUAAGCAAAAACCAGUACAUGUGAGCCGUUAUUUUGUUGACAGAGACGUACAUAGUGAGCAGAUGCCAUUAAUAAUAAAUUUGCAGGUCGUUUGGGGAAAAUUUUCGAUGGUUGAGGCAGAGAAGAGACUUUUGGCAAAUGCACUUUUAGACCCUGACAACCAACAUUUUGUCUUGCUGUCUGAUAGUUGUAUACCACUGCAUAACUUCGAUUAUGUAUAUAACUAUCUCAUGUACACAAACGUCAGCUUUAUUGAUUGUUUUGUUGAUCCUGGUCCACAUGGAACUGGCCGGUAUUCAGAACAUAUGUUGCCUGAAGUUGAAAAGAAGGAUUUUCGGAAGGGUUCACAGUGGUUCUCUAUGAAGCGGCAACAUGCAAUUGUCAUGAUGGCAGAUAGUCUUUACUAUACAAAGUUCAAGCUUUACUGCAGGCCAAACAUGGAUGGGCGCAACUGCUAUUCGGACGAGCAUUACCUGCCAACUUUCUUUCAAAUGAAAGAUCCUAGUGGACUUGCGAAUUGGUCAGUAACAUAUGUUGAUUGGUCCGAAGGGAAGUGGCAUCCAAGAGCAUAUAGAACUCAGGAUGUUACUUAUGACCUCCUUAGGAACAUCACGUCCAUCGCUGAGAGCACACAUAUUACAAGCGAAGACAAGAAGCAAUUACUGACCACUCCUUGCUUGUGGAAUGGGAUGAAGAGACCCUGUUUUCUAUUUGCCAGAAAGUUUUAUCCUGAAACUUUGGGGAAACUGCUGCAGCUUUUCUCCAAUUACACAAAAGUCUAAAUUUUCUUUUGGUUCUGUCAAUGUCAAAUGCUUCCUCGUCAUCCCUCAGUUCUGGUACAUAGCUCCCUUGAUUAUACAUUGCCACUUUCAACACAUUCUUUGGAUCCUUGGUUGGAUAGAUUUUUGCCAUGUCAGUGAAGCUGUCAAGAUAUAUGGCUUGGAUUAGUGGUUGAGAGGAUGCUUGUUGUAGAUUGGUUUUUUUUGUUUAUGUAUUUUAAAUUACUGAAUGUUGAAUGAUAAAUUCAUUCAAUUUCAGGUUUUUGACAUUGUUCCAAAUCUCCCAGCCUUAGAAAUAGGCUAGAAGUUGUACUGAAUUGUGAGUGUGCCACUAUUAGCAUUGUAAAACCCUAAUAGACUUGAAUAAAAUUAAGUAACUUGCGCACCAAGAAAUCUGACUUCCAACCAAGCAAUUGUGUAUUGAAUGGGGAAUUGGUUCAAUGUU